CCCGGCUCCGCUGAACCGAGGGCGCCCCCUGGCGGCCGCUCGCAGCCCGGCUCCCCGGGAGAGACGCCGCUCGGCCGGCCAUGAAGUCGGCCUUUGUCACCGUGGGGACCACCAGCUUCGAGGAGCUGAUCGCCGCCGUGACGGCCCCGGAGACGCUCCAGGUCUUGCGGAGCCGCGGCUACGGCAGACUCGUCCUGCAGGUCGGCGGCGGGGCGGCGGCCCCGGCCCCGUUCCGCACGGCGGCGUUUACACUGGACGCGUUCCGGUUCAAGGAGUCGCUGGCUGAGGACCUGGAGGCGGCGGAUCUGGUGAUCAGCCACGCGGGUGCAGGCACUUGUUUGGAGACACUGGAAAAAGGAAAACCACUCUUGGUGGUUGUAAAUGAAAAGCUGAUGAACAAUCAUCAGCUAGAAUUAGCCAGGCAACUAUACAGAGAUGGACACCUCUUCUACUGCACUUGUAGCACCCUUUUGGAGUCAUUGAAGUCAAUCGAUUUGUCAACACUGAAACCCUUUCCUCCUGGACAGCCAGAAGAGUUUGCUGCAUUCUUGGAUAGAGUUAUUGGAUUUGAAUAACUAAUCCAGAAAAAUGAAAAUGUUAGUAUGUGGUCAAAUUCUUCUAAUGUCACUUCCUUAAUAGGAAAAUCCACUUAUUGGGACCAACACUUUUUGUAUCAACUGAACAUAAAUAUGCCUGUUCAAUUUCAACUGACAUUAAAUAUUUUUCCAUUUAAUCCCAAUUUAAAAUCUACUGGCUUCAUGCUUCAAUUAACACAGUGUCAGUAGAGAUAUAGGGUUAUUUUUUGUUUGACAACUAUAUCUAAAGGACUUAUGUAGCAAGAGCCAAGGAGAGCCAGAAACUAAAGACCCACAACUUGACUCUUGCAGACAAGUCCAGCUGAUAAAGCAUAUGGCAAAUCCAGCUAACAGACAAAAAGAUAGGUUUCAGAGUAGCAGCCGUGUCCUUGCAGUUUUCAGUCUCAACUGUGUGUAAGAUCUUAAAGAAAA
Messenger RNA from Dermochelys coriacea (leatherback sea turtle), 1007 nucleotides. RefSeq names its product UDP-N-acetylglucosamine transferase subunit ALG13 homolog. The transcript is spliced from 4 exons. The record is from RefSeq and is a predicted model, not a curated record. Gene Ontology annotation, biological process: dolichol-linked oligosaccharide biosynthetic process. The coding region runs from base 81 to 575 and encodes 164 amino acids. Gene Ontology annotation, molecular function: hexosyltransferase activity. NCBI's taxonomy places the organism in Eukaryota, Metazoa, Chordata, Testudines, Dermochelyidae.